AUGGGAGAGGGGGNCGAUGAUCGAGACUCUUCUCAACUCUCGAAUCGACACCUCAGGGUUCGAGUCCGAAGACGGGUUGUUGGUGGUGACCCCUCCCCGCCAGUCACUCACUCAACUUCAGAAGCUCGCACACUCCGCCUGCGCUGCCGGCCGGUGACCAAAGGAGACCCGCCGCGGCCUGCCGUUCUCUCAGGCAAAAAAGGUGGCGGAGAAACGGUCCCCGUACGCGGAGGACGUAUAUGUACGUUGGUUACGCAAAAUGAACCAACAGGUUGCGAUCGAGUUGUCGUUUGUCGUGGAGAGAGAGCAUACCAAACGGGCAACGCGGAAACGAGGAAAACGGGCGGGCAGUUGACGCCCUUUUGA
Messenger RNA from Purpureocillium lilacinum, 366 nucleotides. The record is from RefSeq and is a predicted model, not a curated record. NCBI's taxonomy places the organism in Eukaryota, Fungi, Ascomycota, Sordariomycetes, Hypocreales, Ophiocordycipitaceae.